Messenger RNA from Strongylus vulgaris, 273 nucleotides. The record is from the annotation of a GenBank genome assembly. NCBI's taxonomy places the organism in Eukaryota, Metazoa, Nematoda, Chromadorea, Rhabditida, Strongylidae.
AUGAAAAACCCAUUGCAGGUGGGGCCGAUUCGGCAAUUACAGCAAGAUGACCGUUUGGAGCUUGUAGAAGCCGAUCUAUUGAAGCCAGACGGAUGGGCGAGCGUUGUUUCUGGAUGUCAAUAUAUUCUACAUAUCGCUUCACCUUUUCCUAUUGUUGCUGAUGCUAAAUGUAUUGAUAUUGCUGUUAAUGGGACAUUGAAUGUCCUCAGAGCAGCUUCUAAGGAACCGACGGUGAAAAAAGUUGUGCUUACUAGCAGCUGCGCGGCUGUCAAC